CCCUCCUCCCCACUUCUUCCGUCUCCGCCAUUUCCCUUCGAAUUAUGGCCGCCGCCGCCGCCGCCGCCACUCCCCCUCCCUCCGGCAGCCAGGACCACAUGAACGCCCUCCGCUCCACCGCCCUGCGCCGCUCCACCCUGCACUGGGAUGAUGCCGCCGCCUUCUUCGCCCCGUCCUUCCGCUCCCGAAGCUGCCGCCGGCGCGUGCCCGCUCCCGCUCCCGCCGCGGCGGCAGCGUCGGCGCCCUCCAGGUCCCCCGCUAGGGCUAAGGCCAGGGCCAGGGCACGGGCGAAGCUCCUGGCGGACGCCGGUACGGGGGACCCCUGGCUGGCAUCCCUCUCGCUGCUCCCCGUCGACGAUGGGGCCGCCGCCGCGGCCUCCUCCGGCUGGGCGAUUGGGAUCGAUCCCGACACGGGCGGCGCGAUCGCCGUCCUCUCGCCCGACGGGUCCUCGCAGGUUUUUGAUAACCCGUUCGUGCACAUAGUGGUGUCGGAGGUCAUCCGGAAGCGCCUGGACACCAAAUCCAUCAUCGAGCUGCUCCGUGGCCUCGAAGCGCCUCCUGGAACUACGGCAUAUAUUGAGAAGUCAAGCCCAUUUCCAACUGAUGGAAAACUGGGAUGGUGGAGUACAGGUUUUUCGUAUGGCCUGUGGAUUGCUGCUCUAGUUUCAUCUGGUUUUUCGGUUGUUCCAGUUGCAUCACAGACCUGGAAGGCUUAUUUUGGGCUAACACGAAGUGGAUCACCUAAGGAUGAUAGCAGGCAAGCUGCUUCAAUCUUGUUCCCAGACAAGGCUCUCUCCCUGAAUAGGAAGAAACAUCAUGGGAGAGCAGAGGCUCUUUUGUUAGCGGCCUACGGAAAAGGUCUUGUUCUGCCAUCAGGAGUGUUUAGUAAAACAUGACGGCGACUCUUAUAUAGGGAGCUUGACUGACUGAUUUUAUUCGAUGGACUGGUGCAAAUAUUUUUUGCCUUAUGGGCUCCAUUAAGUACAUAAUUGAAGUAAACCCUGAGGCUGAGUGCACCAGUCAGUUCCAACUUUCAGGAACUCAUUAGCGAUGUACCAUUGUGUUUACCUAGCUAGUGUAAAUGAGAUCUGCAAUUUUAAACGUUUGAUUUGAAAUUGUAAGGGCACCGAUGAUUACCCUUUUCUUUUUCUUUUGGAUGAUUGAGAAAUAUUGAGAUUGUAGCUCUCGUUCUAAUUUUAUGAUUAUUUCUGUAUAUGCGCCGACUGUCAAUUGUAUCAUCUUCAUCCAUUCCGUUGUAUUUAUGACAUCAUCGGUUAUUGCACCCGAAAUA
Oryza brachyantha (malo sina) is the source of this 1291-nucleotide messenger RNA. RefSeq names its product Holliday junction resolvase MOC1, chloroplastic-like. The transcript is spliced from 6 exons. The record is from RefSeq and is a predicted model, not a curated record. Bases 45 to 896 code for a protein of 283 amino acids. Lineage: Eukaryota; Viridiplantae; Streptophyta; Magnoliopsida; Poales; Poaceae. Gene Ontology annotation, molecular function: crossover junction DNA endonuclease activity.